Molecule: messenger RNA, 855 nt
Organism: Rosa chinensis
Lineage: Eukaryota; Viridiplantae; Streptophyta; Magnoliopsida; Rosales; Rosaceae
Product: disease resistance protein RUN1
Exons: 3
Coding region: 208-855 (215 amino acids)
Source: RefSeq, a predicted model, not a curated record
CAGAAGUAAUCAAAGGCAUACGGUUAUGUUUACCUCAUUUAGAAGAGGCAGAUUCAAGCUGGAAUUGUGAAUGCUUCUCUAAGAUGCUCAAACUAAUGUUUCUUGAAUUUGAUAAUUUAAUAAUUAGUUCAGGCCCCAAAUUCCUUGAUAAUUCUCAAAUGGAAUAGGUAUCCUUCCAAAUCUCUUCCAGCUAGAUUCCGGCCAAAUAUGCUUGCUGAACUGAAGAUGCGAAGAAGCAAUCUUGUCCGGCUUUGGGAUGGAAGACAGGACUUGCCUAACUUGAAAUAUAUGGAUCUUAGUGAGUCCAAAAACUUGAAGGAGACCCCAGAUUUCACAGGUAUUCCGAAUCUUGAGAGAUUGAAUCUUGCAAAUUGUGACGGUUUAGUUAAGAUCCAUCCAUCCAUUGCAGUCCACAAAAAGCUUAAAUGGCUGAUACUUCAUCAAUGCAAAAAUGUUAAGUGCUUCCCAAGUAAGAUUGAAAUGGAUUCUCUCGAGUUUCUCAACCUUUCUUACUGCUCAAAAGUAAAGAUUCCAGAAUUUGGAGAAGGAAUGAAAAAUUUGUCAUGCCUUCGCAUACCUGGGACUGCUACUGAGGAACUACCUUCAUCAAUUGAACAUCUGGUUGGCCUUACUAGUCUGGAUCUGUAUGAUAACAAAAGUCUCCAGAGUUUCCCGGGCACCGCAAUUUUUAAACUGAAGUCCCUUGAAUAUUUCAAUAUGGAUGGAGAAAAUACGGGGGAGACAAAGACUCUGAAACCAACGCGAAAUAUUGCGGGAUUUGGAGCCUGGAGAAUUGUGUGGGCAGGUGGGGGGGGCCCAUUGUUGUACGAGCAAGAUUUGGGAAAACCUCCUUAA